AUGGAGACUAGUGCAUAUAACGGGAAAGACCCUUUUUUGAUUAAGCUUUAUGAUCAACGCAUGACUAAGAGAGGUGCUGUGCAAUCUUAUGAAGGGCAUGUGAACUCUCAUACUCGAUUACAGCUCGGAGUAGACCAAUCUGAGAGAUUUGUUAUGGCAGCUAUGAAGAGUGCGAAUCCGGGCAGAACCUUAGUUGUGGGACAUGGUUUGGAUCGCAGGAAGGACUAUUCUACAUGUGUUAGUCAUGAGUCGGAUCACUCCCGAAUAACAUAUACCAGUGAGGAGAAAAAGAGCCACCGGGGAUUCAAAUCUCCAACCGGUAGAACGAUUGCUGUAAAUGUUCAAGCUGGUGACCAGAAGUUGAAGUUACAGAAGUUGUUUGAUUCCUCUCCAGGUUGUCAACGGUUUAAUGGUCCAGAUAAGUGUUUAAAAGGAUGGAGGUUUGUGUCACGCCCCACAGGCCACUUCCCACAACGAUUGUCCAUUCUGUAA
Messenger RNA from Dovyalis caffra, 492 nucleotides. Lineage: Eukaryota; Viridiplantae; Streptophyta; Magnoliopsida; Malpighiales; Salicaceae. The record is from the annotation of a GenBank genome assembly.